AUGGUUCUACUUCUACUGUCGACAUUUGAAUCCGCCACGGCGACCGAAGUCCUGAAGCUGCAGGGUCCACGGAAUAUCUCCGUCCAACUCAACCGCACAGCUCGCCUUAAAUGCCACCUCCUGGUUGCCAACACCACCGCAGGCAGUCCCGAAGUUGACGCCAACAGCGGAAGAGGACGGACCCAACUGCGAUUCAUGCCUUGGAAGGCCUCAGCCAAUCAACGAGUCAGCGUCCAGUGGAAUAUUGACGGCUUCGGAUUCACCAACGACACCCUGAUGGACAGCUUUGGCGGACGCUACUUCAUGCCCGGACAGCUGAGUGAAGGUAAUUCUCAUUCACAUUGUACAAAUGCGAUAGGCCACCGCACGUGUGAACCACAUCACAUGCGACUCAACACUCGCUCCUUAUCAGAUUCUGCGCACGUGUUGCAGUCUCUGCCUCCGCUUCCUCGCCAUCUUUGCCCGUCUGGUUAUCCCUUCCUGCACCUCUGCUUCCUCCCUCAAACCUCGACUCCCCUCUGCACUUCCAACCGGUCGUGUUCGUCUGAACGCGAUCGCCUUUCAUCCCUUCCGCCAGUGUACACUGCUAAAAAUGCCUUCCAAUUUCGAUGCACACAAUUCCCGAUUGAUGGCAUUUUGACCUUGAGACUUGAAUGUGAUUGAUUCGACCUUCACAUUUAUGACGUGCGACUCUCGGACCAGACCACUUUCAACUGCCAAGUCACCAUCCAAACUUUCGCAUUGUCGGAGCCCCUGCACGUGAAGACGCUGACCACUUCGACAAUCCUUCUGAAAAUCUACAGUCCUCCAGAAGGGCUUCUUCUGAGACACGUGACGAUGCCCGAGGCGUCAAAGCCGACCAAUAAACUGACCAACAAACCUUCGCCCGAUCACCUGCAAUCUGACAAUCCGGAGCACGGUGAAAGUCAGGCAUUCCAGCACCCCGCCUUUCCACAUUCCACUUCUCAACAGACAUUGCCAAUUCACCAGCACCACUCAAGCUCACCUGAUCGGCCAUUGGUCAGGAAUGGCAACAUCUGGGCCCUGGAGAACGACCAGGUGUCGAUGGAGUGCUCUGCGUCACCCAGCUACCCCGUCUCUCGUCUAAUGUGGGUCCUGUCGGCUGCCGAAGAUGCAGAGGAGUUACUGCCUCAACCCUGUUUUGAUUUCCAUCAAUUCGCCUGUCGAACGAGGGCGUCGUCAAGUCAACGAUACCCCAAGUGGCGAUUCGUGUUCGACGCGCGUGAACAGGAGAAAUUGGGAUUCACGAUUGUGAACAAGGAACUGCCUGCUCCUGUGGACGGAUUAUUCAUCGGAUUGAGCACAAUCACAAUUACGAUGGAUCGUUCCCUCUCCGGUCGACGUCUUGAAUGCCUCGUCCAGAAUGCGGCCGCCUUCGAACAGUCGGUCAUGCCGAAGGUCACCGCCAACCUUCAAGUUGUGUACAUACAGAAUAUGAAUAUAACCCACAACGUCUCGACCGAGGAUCGAAUGGAAGAACCCUUUCGAGAAAACGAAACCGUCCGAUUUUACUGCUCAGCCGAGGGAAACCCAAGAGGACUGCGAAAUGUGUAA
This is a messenger RNA of Mesocestoides corti, 1575 nucleotides long. Lineage: Eukaryota; Metazoa; Platyhelminthes; Cestoda; Cyclophyllidea; Mesocestoididae. The record is from the annotation of a GenBank genome assembly.